CUUUUACUAACGAAAUUGGAAAGUCGAUCGGAGCGAGUCUAAAUUUUGUGUGAGUAAAAACUCACGAGGUCAAGUCCACCUACACUUCUUUUCUUCGUUCCAAGUUCUUUAUGAUCUCUUACGCCAUCUGCCGCGACCUUCCUCAGUCAUUUUCCAACUGCGUAACAGCUGUGGAUCUCAGUCAAUCCGCAAUCGACAUCACUUUAGCUCGUCAGCAGCACGAUGAUUAUGUUAAAGUGCUUAAGGAACAUGUAGAGAACGUUAUACAAGUCUCAGCAGAUGAAGAUCAUCCAGACUGCUGCUUUGUGGAAGAUACAUGUGUUGUUGUUAAAGAUACAGCUGUUGUCAAUCAACUUGGCCAUGUUUCCCGACAGAAAGAGAUUGGCCCCAAUGCCGAGGCACUAAAGCAGGUACCAACCCUGAAGACUAUUGUAUAUAUGAAAGAUAUGGAUGAGGAGGCGACUUUGGAUGGAGGAGACUGUAUGUUGGUUGGCGACCAUCUGUAUGUUGGGCUUUCAGCGCGAACCAACGAACAAGGUGCGAAAGUACUAGAAAAAGCUUUCUCGUCCAGCUGUAAGGUGGUUACUAUUACUGCCCUUAAAGACUCUCCUACCCUUCAUCUCAAGUGCCUUGUAACUCAAGUUAAUGAAGACACACUUGUUGCUUGCUCCAAUCCAGCCGGGAAAGAGUUGAUCCAGGAGAUCAAGCAGAAGAGCGGUAUUGACUACAGCGUUAUCUUCGUACCCGAUAGCGUUCCCGCCAACAUCCUAGCUUUAGGCUCCGACUUUGUUGUAAUUCAGAAGAACUUUCCAGAAAGUGAGCGCAUACUGGUGGAAGAGCUGACCGAGAAAAGGGGGAUUCAGUUGAAAGCUUUAGAUAUGAGCGAGCUGAUCAAGGCAGAUGGCGCAUUGACGUGCUGUUCUGUCCUUAUACCUUAGGCGAUUACGCCGUAAAUCUACUGUGACGUUAUGUUUUAUUUUCCCAAUCUAGGGACCAACUUCAUCCGAGACAACGAUAUUAUUUGCUUGUCAGUCGAAAAUAAAAUACAAAUUUGAUACAGAAUCAUCAGCAAA
This is a messenger RNA of Umbelopsis ramanniana AG, 1073 nucleotides long. RefSeq lists its product as uncharacterized. Lineage: Eukaryota; Fungi; Mucoromycota; Umbelopsidomycetes; Umbelopsidales; Umbelopsidaceae. Gene Ontology annotation, biological process: arginine metabolic process; positive regulation of nitric oxide biosynthetic process. The transcript has 4 exons. The record is from RefSeq and is a predicted model, not a curated record. Bases 111 to 938 code for a protein of 275 amino acids. Gene Ontology annotation, molecular function: amino acid binding; dimethylargininase activity.